AUGGCAGGCGCCGCCACCGGCAGCUCGCCCGCCGCACCUGCAGCAGCAGUGCCGGUGGUGCCUCCCAAGCUGCUGACGCUGGUCAUCCCCCACAUCGGUGGCCGCCUGCUGCUGGGCAAGAAGCUGCGAGGGUUUGGAGAAGCAGGUUACUACAACGGAUUUGGAGGGAAGGUGGAGCAGGGGGAAACAAUAGAGGCGUCGGCCAAGAGAGAGCUGCUGGAGGAGGCGGGCAUCACAGCCACGUGCAUGCAGCACUGCGGCCUGCUCACCUUUGUGUUUGACGACAACCCCCAGCCCUGGGAGGUGCACGUCUUCCGCGUCACCGCGUUUGGCGGCGAGCCGGCGGCGUCGGACGAGAUGGCGCCGCGGUACUUUGCGGAGGCCGAGGUACCGUACGAGCGCAUGUGGGCUGACGACGUCCACUGGUACCCGCUGUUCCUGGCGGGCAAGCUGUUUGAGGGGACCUUCCACUUCCACAACACCCACACCCUGGUGGGGCACACCCUCACAGAGGUGCAUUCUCUGUCAUUGCCCGCCCAGCCCUUGCAAUGA
This is a messenger RNA of Chlorella variabilis, 552 nucleotides long. RefSeq lists its product as hypothetical. NCBI's taxonomy places the organism in Eukaryota, Viridiplantae, Chlorophyta, Trebouxiophyceae, Chlorellales, Chlorellaceae. The transcript is spliced from 4 exons. The record is from RefSeq and is a predicted model, not a curated record. Bases 1 to 552 code for a protein of 183 amino acids. Gene Ontology annotation, biological process: DNA protection. Gene Ontology annotation, molecular function: 8-oxo-7,8-dihydroguanosine triphosphate pyrophosphatase activity.